UACCUACCUACCUUGCUUGUCUGAAGGUUUCCAAUCUGUAAACCUUCUGAUCAAUGCCGAAACAAGAAGGCUCUGAAUCAUUGCCAAUGACCGUUCACAUUUGUGGGGAGACUUACAGAUCCUGAAGAAAGAGCUACCUAGCCACCCAAAUCCACCCGGACAAGGCUAGAAACAAGGCGAUUCCCCUGAAGCCACGUACAUCAGAAGCUUCCAGCGCCCACCACUUGGGUCACCCACCACCUCUCCCAGAGGCAGGCUGCCAUUUUCCAACUCCACAUCCAUAACACACCCAACACAUUCUCUGCGAUCAGGAUGAUUCGCUCAACACAAAUAGCAAGGCUAGAUGGGCUCAUGCUCUGCGCCUCCGUCGACGAUGAACAGACCGAAUCCACCCUCUCAGAAGUCAAGAGCCAAGUAAAGCUCAUCCUCCGACGCCUCAACCGCAACGCGGAGCCGCAAGCGUCGAUCGAGAGCGGCGCCUUCACGCUCCACUACGUGAUCGUGUCCGACAUUGUGUACGUGGCCAUCACGGACCGGUCGUACCCGCGCAAGCUAGCCUUCACCUACCUGUCGGACAUCUCGACCGAGUUCUCGGGCACCUACCCGUCGGGGCAGCUGCUGUCGCCGACGCUGCGGCCCUAUGCCUUCAUGGAGUUUGACACCUUCAUCGCCCGCACCAAGGCCACCUACAGCGAUACUCGCGCCACCCAGAACCUCGACAAGGUCAACGACGAGCUGCGCGACGUCACAAAGGUCAUGACCAAGAACAUCGAGGACCUGCUCUACCGCGGCGACAGCCUCGAGCGCAUGGGCGAGCUCAGCAGCCGCUUAAGGGACGACAGCAAGAAGUACCGCAAGGCCGCCGUCAAGAUCAAUUGGGACCUCAUGCUGAAGCAGUACGGGCCCUUUGCCGCCCUGGGACUGAUCAUCCUGGUCUUCGUUUGGUGGAGAUUCUUCUAGGGGUACAUAGAGCAUGGGAAUAAGCAGCUGUCGAGCGGUUCCCCAGUGAGGGCGAGCUUCAGAUCGCUUGAGGUCAGGCACAGCUCAGUGAUCAGCAUGGAGUACGGAUUAUGGUAAACGGGACAGAUAUAGCCACGACUUUGUAUUUUGGCGUCUUAUUUGUACCUGAUUGUAACAUGAAUUAUGUGUCCGAGGGUGGGCAAUUCAUAUCGAUACCCAACACAACGCGACAUAUCAUCUAAGAAGCGUCUAUGCCUUGAGCCA
This is a messenger RNA of Phialemonium atrogriseum, 1224 nucleotides long. RefSeq names its product Longin-like domain-containing protein. The transcript has 3 exons. Gene Ontology annotation, biological process: endoplasmic reticulum to Golgi vesicle-mediated transport; vesicle fusion with Golgi apparatus; retrograde vesicle-mediated transport, Golgi to endoplasmic reticulum. The coding region runs from base 313 to 960 and encodes 215 amino acids. Gene Ontology annotation, cellular component: ER to Golgi transport vesicle membrane; SNARE complex; endoplasmic reticulum membrane. Gene Ontology annotation, molecular function: SNAP receptor activity. The record is from RefSeq and is a predicted model, not a curated record. NCBI's taxonomy places the organism in Eukaryota, Fungi, Ascomycota, Sordariomycetes, Cephalothecales, Cephalothecaceae.